AUGGUCCGUACUUGUGGGAAUGGGGCUUCCGUGAGCCAGCUAGUCCUUGAAGAGGCAUUACCCUUCGGUGAUAAGGAUAUUACCUUCCACCUGCUCACUCUCAACGUCUGCUGCACUUUAGCUUCAUUGACCAUCGCCUUUUCCGUCUUCCACAUCAUGCAGCACGCGCUGCAUUACCUGUGCUCAUACGAACAAAAACACAUCAUACGCAUCCUCGCUGUCAUCCCUGUCUAUGCUUGGACCACGUUCUUCUCCUACGUUUUCUACAGCAGUGCUGUUUACUGCGAGCUUGUCCGCGAAUGCUACGCCGCCUACGCUACCGUGAGCUUCUUCACACUCAUGUGUCAUUACAUCGCACCCAAUCUCCAUGAGCAGAAAAAUUAUUUUCGAAACGUCAAGCCGAAGAACUGGGGUUGGCCAUUAAAUUGGAUUCAGAAGCUGACCGGCGGCGAGCAUAAAGGCUGGAUGAGGAAGCCCAGAAGCGGCGUUACCUGGUUCAAUAUCAACUAUGUUGGCGUUUUCCAAUAUGUUGUUCUUCGAACCAUCGUGACCAUCAUAGCCGUCGUCACGCAAUCGUUCGGUCAGCUUUGCAAGGGAAAUCUCAACCCACGAUACGCAUCGACAUGGACAGCCAUCAUGGACGCCCUUUCCGUUCUUGUUGCCAUGUAUUGUAUACAUCAAGUCUACGACCAGCUCAAAGAAGAUCUCGCACCCAACAAGCCCGUCCUCAAGAUGAUUUGCGUCAAGUUGAUCGUUUUGCUUACCUACUGGCAAACAUGGCUUAUCUCCCUGCUCAUCCAACUCAGGGCAUUACAUCCAACGCGGCUCAUCGCUGCUCCAGACCUCCACGUCGGCAUCCCGUGUCUGCUUACGUGCGCAGAGGCUUUGGUGUUUGCGAUCCUGCAUUACUGGGCGUUUCCAUGGAGGCUGUACGACAUCGAUCGGCUUCCAAAAUAUCCAGAGCAAAUGUAUGAUCUACUCGCAGAAGACGCGAUCAACAAUAUGCAAGAGCAACCGCAUGGCAAUCGCUGGAAUUUCGACAUUGCUAGCCUAUCAAGAAGACAGUCACCUCGGCAAUCUGUCGCUCUAGAAGCAGAUGAUAAUCCUAUCGGCAAUGUUGAAGUGCAUGCGAUGGCAAUACUUGAACAACCAUGGAAUACGGAGACGAGGAUCGAGCUAAAGCGACAAGAGCUGGUAUACUUCGAACACUACGUCAGUGUGGUAGCACCAAUCUUGGAUUUGUUCGACCCGGUAAAGCAUUUCGCUAACGCCGUGCCUCAUCUUGCCUUGCGUAAUAUAGGGUUGCUCAAGUCUUUGUUGGCAGUGGGUGCCUGCCAUAUGGCCCUAUCUCAGGAUCAGGAUGCAAGCAACGAGGUUGCAUCACAAGCGCCACCUGGUACGCCCGCUUCACCUUCCAGUGCACCAUCAACUGUACGGAUGGUUGCUGAGCAACUAUACUACGAGACACUGCAGUAUCUAUCGCAGAAUCUGUUGUAUCAGUCUUAUACAAAAUCACGCGAAAUCCUGGUCACCGCUACCAUGAUCUCGAUGUAUGAGAUGUUCGGGACAGCUGGCACCUCUGAUCAUAGUAACUGGGAUCGCCACCUAAGGGGAGCUUUCUGGAUACAACGCAAUUCCGACACGAGUGGCGAGUCUACUGAUGGCUUGCAACGAGCAGUCUGGUGGGCAUGGCUACGGCAAGACGUCUGGGCAGCUUUUCGUACUGGACGACCAGCACUGACAAUACACCAACCCAGAGUGCCAAUGGCUGAACUCACAUCAGAAGGUCUGGCGACACGUAUUAUAUAUAUUGCCGCAAAAUGUGUUCAGUUUGCCGCAACACCGAAGCAAGGUGAUAUCUCUGGAUACAUCGAAGCGGGAGAAACGCUAUUACGAAUGCUAGAUGCAUGGAAGAGUCUCCUUCCGCCAAGCUUUGAGCCCAUACCUGUCCAAUCCGGAUUUCACACAUCUUCACCAACUCCAGCGCUCGAAGCGAAUAUGACGCCGAUUUGGAUACAUCCUCCCGCACAUGCUGCUGCUAUCCAAAUGUAUCACUUUGCACGAAUCAUAAUGAUCCUCAACCAGCCAUCCACCGGAGGCCUUAACACGUAUCAGACACGUUUCAAGCUCCUCCGCGAAAGUACCUCGACGAUAUGCGGUAUAGCAUUAGCGCAGCAAUCGCAAAAUGCACCCUCGGCUUUCGUUAGCUUCCAGGCUAUCUAUGCAGGUCUGUUCACCCACAGUUCAUAUCUGAUAUGCAUGCUGACUUAG
This is a messenger RNA of Alternaria atra, 2271 nucleotides long. RefSeq lists its product as uncharacterized. Lineage: Eukaryota; Fungi; Ascomycota; Dothideomycetes; Pleosporales; Pleosporaceae. Gene Ontology annotation, molecular function: transporter activity. Bases 1 to 2271 code for a protein of 756 amino acids. The transcript is spliced from 4 exons. The record is from RefSeq and is a predicted model, not a curated record. Gene Ontology annotation, biological process: transport.